Messenger RNA from Stomoxys calcitrans (stable fly), 10655 nucleotides. RefSeq names its product sodium channel protein 60E (gene NaCP60E). Gene Ontology annotation, molecular function: voltage-gated sodium channel activity; protein binding. The coding region runs from base 297 to 9452 and encodes 3051 amino acids. Lineage: Eukaryota; Metazoa; Arthropoda; Insecta; Diptera; Muscidae. The transcript has 30 exons. The record is from RefSeq and is a predicted model, not a curated record. Gene Ontology annotation, cellular component: plasma membrane; voltage-gated sodium channel complex. Gene Ontology annotation, biological process: membrane depolarization during action potential; sodium ion transmembrane transport; neuronal action potential.
GAGAGCGAAAAAAAAGAAGCAGCCAGGGAGAGUCCAAGGCAGAGAGCCAAAGGAAAUAACUCGAUAAGCAACAGAGAUAUCUACAAACGACCCCAGAUAAGCCACAACGAAGAAGUAUCAUUAACUGAAUCAAAAGAAAAGCGGCAAAAAAAAACAAAAACAAACCAAAACACAAAUACAAACAACAACAACAACUACAAAGGAGAAACCAAAACAAAACACCCAACAGCAAUUCUAACAACCAUCCACGGGACACUCAUCCACAACAAAAGGAAUUCCCACGUAAAUCCAUCAAGAUGAGUAAUAAUGACAAAACACCAACAUCGAACGAAGUUGCCAAACAGCAGGUUGUUGCCUACACCCAAAAAUCACAAAUCAAACACGAGACCCGACACAUCCAACUGGUGCGCGAAUAUGGCUUCCAUCCGCGUAACAAAGCCACGGUGGAGGAUGGUGAUGUCCUGCCAAAGAAAUUCGAACCAUUUCCGGAGAAUAUGUAUGGCCGGCCACUGGAGGAAAUUGAUCAUUUCAUCUAUGAAGAGACUUUUUGUGUGGUUUCAAAACGCUUUCGCAAGAAUUACAUACAUCGCUUUACGGGAACCAAAAGUUUAUUCCUCUUCCAUCCAUGGAGUGUGGCGCGUCGGAUAUGCGUCUAUAUAGCAACAAAUCAGUUUUUCGAUUAUUGUGUCAUGGCCACGAUAUUGUUCAAUUGCAUUUUUUUAGCCAUGACCGAAACAGUCGAAGAAGCUGAAUUUGUCUUCCUAGCGAUUUAUACCAUUGAAAUGGUAAUCAAAAUCAUUGCCAAAGGCUUCCUGCUCAACAAAUACACAUAUUUGCGUAACCCAUGGAAUUGGCUGGAUUUUGUGGUCAUAGCAAGUGGUUAUGCCACAAUUGGCAUGGAUGUAGGCAACCUGGCCGGGUUGCGUACAUUUCGUGUGUUGAGAGCUUUAAAGACUGUUUCCAUAAUGCCAGGUUUAAAGACUAUUAUAAAUGCACUCCUGCACUCGUUUCGUCAAUUGGCCGAGGUCAUGACGCUGACCAUAUUUUGUUUAAUGGUCUUUGCACUAUUCGCACUACAGGUUUAUAUGGGAGAACUAAGAAAUAAAUGUGUUAAAAAUCUGCCAGAAGAUUGGAUAAAUACCACCGAUCUUGAAUGGAAAUUAUGGAUUAAUGACACUGACAAUUGGUUGUAUGAUGACGAAGAGUUACCGCUCUUGUGUGGCAAUUUGACGGGGGCACGUCACUGCCCCUUUGGCUAUACGUGCCUGUGUGUCGGCGAGAAUCCCAAUCAUGGUUAUACGAAUUUCGAUAACUUCAUGUGGUCCAUGUUGACCACAUUUCAGUUGAUCACCCUGGACUAUUGGGAGAACGUGUACAAUAUGGUGUUGGCCACUUCGGGACCGAUGAGUGUAUCAUUUUUUACAGUGGUUGUGUUUUUUGGUUCAUUUUAUUUAAUUAACCUAAUGUUAGCCGUAGUUGCUCUAAGUUACGAGGAAGAAGCGGAAAUAACGAAUGAAGAACGUAAAAAAGACUUAAUGGAUCACCGAGAUGAUUCAACCUUUAGCUUCGACCCGUCCGUUCUGAAUGUGAAAAAGUUAAAUAAGAAUAAUAAAAAUAAAAUCGAUUCCCGCAAAGGUGUACUGGCCUCCUAUAACAAAAAGAAGGUGCGCCGGAAAAAAGUUAAGGGCGGUGGCAAAGGAGAGUGCAGCGGUAACAAUACCGAUAGUAAUGGCAAUGGAACGCACACUGGUAAAGGUGAUUCACUCACACCCACACCUAGUCCCAGUCCCCGCCACAGUGGUUGUGAACGACCUACCGAUUUGGAUUUGAAGGGAGGUCAACACCCGAAGAGCUCCUCGGUGAAGGAUAAACAACAACGCCAGACACGCAUUUGUUUUCAAGAACAAGACACCGAGUUAAAUCCGAAUAUGUUGUAUCCCUCUGGCCAGCUGGUGCAUGCUGGUCGCCAGGGUAGCUCAAGUUCUGGCGGUGGCGGUGUGAAUCGCGAAUCAUCUCAGGAUGAUUCGGGUGUGGUGGAUGAUCAUGAAGAACAAGAUAUAACAGCUUCCGAAGUGGUCAACGUAACUGCCACCAAUACCACAACAGCCGCCCUGGUGGAUGAAUGUGGUGGUAACAAUGAACACACGGCGGUGACGCUGGCCCUGUCGCCGCGUGAAGUUCGACUGAUAAAGUGCAAUGGAAAUAUAGCACGCAUUAAGAAGCAUAAUAUUUAUGCUUUACAUCCGGAAGAUUCUUCCGAAAUUGUUGUAAUCGAUGAUCUUCCUGAUCGCAAUUGUGAUAGAUGUGUUCAAUGUUGCAUCGACUAUGAGGGAUGGUUGCAAUUCCAAAAUUGCUUAUACAAAGUGGUGCGCGAUCCUCUCUUUGAAUUGGCCAUUACGCUGUGCAUUGUCUUGAAUACAGCAUUUUUGGCCAUGGAACAUCAUGGCAUGAGCGAAAGUUUUCGCAACGCCUUAGAUGUUGGUAAUAAGGUGUUCACUUCAAUAUUUACCUUUGAAUGUAUUAUAAAAUUAAUGGCAUUAUCCAAAGAGUUUUUUCUAUGUGGUUGGAAUAUAUUUGAUUUGAUCAUAGUAACGGCCUCAUUGUUGGACAUAAUAUUUGAAUUAGUUGAUGGUCUCAGUGUUUUGCGGGGUCUCAGAUUGUUGCGUGUUUUGAAAUUGGCUCAAUCUUGGACUACAAUGAAAGUGUUAUUAAGUAUUAUUAUUUCAACCAUAGGAGCUUUGGGUAAUCUUACCUUAAUAUUGGUUAUAGUCAUUUACAUAUUUGCCGUCAUUGGCAUGCAAUUGUUUUCUAAAGAUUAUACACCAGAAAAAUUCGAACCAGAUCCGGUGCCAAGAUGGAAUUUUAAUGAUUUUUUCCACUCAUUUAUGAUGAUUUUUCGUAUCCUAUGCGGUGAAUGGAUUGAACCAUUGUGGGAUUGUAUGCGAGCCGAAGAAGAGCAAGGUGCUUCAACCUGUUUUGCCAUUUUCCUACCCACUCUGGUCAUGGGCAAUUUUAUGGUGCUAAAUUUGUUCUUGGCCUUGUUGCUCAACAGCUUCAAUUCGGAGGAACUCAAAUCGAAGAAAGAGAUAUUCAAGAAAAAGGAGGUUGGCGAAGAAUCGAAAUUGGCUCGCAGCAUAGAAAGAGUUCGCGAUUUGAUUCGUAAAAAACGCCAAGAACGUAAGGAGCGAAAAGAACGUAAAUACGCUUCGAAAUUCCAGCAAAUUGUCAUCGAGGCUCAAAAUGCGGCGGCAUCAUCAAUGCUUGAUAAACCUGGCCUGAUGUCGGAAACCAAGUUUCAUAGGCUAAGUUAUCAGGAAUCGAUGAAUCGCCCUAUUUCUGGCUCGGAUUUUGGCAUUAUAAUUCCCCUCAAAGGGAGCCUUCACACCAUUAUUGAUAAUGCUGAAACUGAGGAAGAUCGCAAAUCAUAUACAUCGUCGCAACAGUAUUUGCAUCAGCAACAUCAACAGCAACUCCAGCAUCAGCAUCAGCAACAACAGCAACAUGAUCAUUCCACUUCUUCACCCAUGUUAACAACCAACCAACCAGCCUUGCAGCUGCUCUAUCAGCAACAACAAACGGCCAUGCCAUCCUUUGAUGGCACCGUGGCCAGUUCCUGCCAAUUAGACAAUAAUAGCCCAAAUCCACAGGCCGAUCGUCGCCUGCAACAUCAAAUGUCUUCCGGUUUUGGUACUCAACCAAAUGAUUCACGUGAUGAUCCAACCACCUACACGGAAUCCAUCGAAUUGCAAAUGAUGGGCCAAUACAAUUCCACAGAUACUGAUCCGUAUAAUCAGGAUCAGCGUAGUGGCUCGUACAUGCGAGGAGAUUCGCUGCAAGAGCGUAUAUCGACGCGACUUUGUAGUGAAGAACAUGACGAGUCCUAUUUGCAAUAUCAAAAGUCAUUAUUGACGCGCUCACCUAGCUAUCGUAAAUCGCUUGACCGCCUCUCACAGUCGAGCGAUCAAUCACAACGUUCGCUAAUACCCUCGCGACGUUCCGAGGAUGAGAAUGUGUCAAGCAUGAAACGUGAUUUAAGUGGACAUUCACUGAACACGAUUUCCAUGGAACAUGAGGAAUUACUGUCGAACCAUGUCAAUCUUAGAGAUGAACUACUGAACUGUGAUCAAAAGGAAUUAUUUCAAUUUUUACAGGAAGAUGCUCUAGACAACAGCAACAACUACUUUAGCGAUACGGUGGGCUAUGGGUCCACCAUGGAGGCCGAUACGGAUUCUCUGAUUGUAAUGGAGAGCAAAAGGGAGGAGCGCAAGCCCUCUACCAGCAGCAUUAAAUCGAAUUUAAGCUACAUUUCCAACUCCAUACUUCAGACCAUUGAAUCGCGGCGUAAUGGUGGAAGUCACUCGUCCAAUGGCAAUGGCCAGGACAAUGAGAGUGUGCCCCUGGUGGAGCACUCCGAGUUUGAUAAUAUCAUACAGAGUUUCGAAAAGGAACUGGAGGAGAUCAAAAAGUCCACCACUUCACUGGAGAGGAGGCUGUCAACGUUGUCUGAGCCCUCUCCGGCAGCGGAUGAGGCUAAUAAGGCCAUACUGGAGCACAUAGCGGUAAUAACAGGGGCAUCAGAGCGCACGGCGGCCGAUGAGGUGGUUACACCUUUGAAUCCCUAUGACAGCUAUGAUCUGUCGACAGUACCGCGUCGCCAGCACUCCUUGCCGGCCAGCACUAACCGGGCGUCGGUGAAGAUCAAACGCCGCAGCUUGGAGAAGCAACGAAAGAUUGACGAAGACUUUUGCAUAAGCAAUGAAAUACGCAAGAUCUGUGAUCAAAUACAAGCUCCAUUUUCCUCCGUGGAAGCAAUGUCCAUUGCGGCCACACAAGCAUCGGGCGCCCAAUCGCCUUUUAUGCGGCGAAAAAGUGAUCUUUUCAGUGCUCAAUUUGAUCGUUUUAAACGAAUGUCUCUCAUUGAGCGAGUCGAUGAAGUGCCCGAAGAGGACAAGCCCAUAUCAACGCUGCGCAUGGAAUCGGAGCGGCUGCCUCGGAAAUGCCUGACUGUAGAUGCUACGGAUAAGAUCGAUAGUCUUUCGCUGAAAAGUACAAACUCGUAUGAGAACCUUCUGCUGCACAAACAAUUGACUCAGCUAGCUCAACAACAACAACAACAGCAACAACACCACGACUCCUCGAAUUCGUCGUCGGCCGUUGUACCACCCACACCACCAGUCUCACUCAAGUCUUCUAUGGAACCGCCCACACUGGUCCAAAUGUCUUCGCUGAAGGCAACACCUCCCCUGACGGCCUUAACCGAACACCAACAACACUAUCAUGCCACCAAUGCUCAACUGCGAACUACACCUCUCCUCCCAAGGGCUGUGCCAUCACGUGCCAGCAGCGUUGACUCGGAGCAGACGCAACAGCAGCAACAACACCAGAAGCGGCAGCAACAGAGACGACUGCAGGUGAAGUCACGCUCCGAGCAUCCACAAUCGGCCUUAGACAAAGCUGCUUCAUUUCAAUCGGCUCGCACCGAAUCUCAUAGUUCGGGAGCGGCUGAUACCUCAUCAGCUCUGGCACUGGCCGCCGGCGAUGUGAUUGUGGGACAGUUGCAAUCGGCCGGUGGGUCACAAGAGAAGAGCGGCGAUGCGCUCCAGUCGCAAAAAUCUGCAUUUUCACGACUGACUGAAAAACCAUGGCAUUGUCUGGUCUCCUACGUAGACGAUCUCACAGUGGGUGGGAGACGUAACUCGCAGGGAGCAUACAAUGAUCCCAUGACUUUUCCAAGUUUCGGACAUUCGAAGCCACCAAAAGUGCCAGAUGAUUGUUUCCCACAAAAGUGUUAUGAACACUUUUACUUUCGCUGUCCUUGGUUUAUGUCAUGUAUGGAUACACCGACUGCUAAACAUUGGACACGCGUCAGAACGGCCGUCUUGACUGUUGUGGAUACUCCAGCCUUUGAGUGGUUUGUCUUGGUGUUGAUAUUUGCCUCCAGCAUAACGCUCUGUUUCGAGGAUAUCUAUUUGGAUAGCAACAAAUCACUGAAACGCAUACUCUAUUGGACGAAUUUCUCAUUUUGCUUGAUAUUUGUGGUCGAAAUGGUACUCAAAUGGUUGGCCUUGGGGUUUUCCAAAUAUUUUACGAGUUUUUGGACCAUACUGGAUUUUAUUAUAGUUUUUGUUUCUGUUUUCUCCUUGUUGAUCGAGGAGAAUGAAAAUUUAAAAGUUUUACGCUCUUUGCGUACACUUAGAGCGUUACGUCCCUUACGUGCCAUAUCAAGGUGGCAAGGAAUGCGAAUUGUAGUAAAUGCUCUCAUGUAUGCCAUACCAUCAAUUUUCAAUGUACUUUUAGUUUGUUUAGUUUUUUGGUUAAUAUUUUCUAUAAUGGGUGUACAAUUUUUCGGUGGUAAAUUUUUCAAAUGUGUCGAUAAUGAUGGAGAACUGCUACCAGUGACGGAAGUCAAUGAUAAGUGGGAUUGUAUUGAGCAAAACUAUAGUUGGAUCAAUUCGAAAAUUACCUUCGAUCAUGUAGGUAUGGGUUAUUUGGCCCUGCUGCAGGUGGCCACCUUCGAGGGUUGGAUGGAGGUGAUGGCCGAUGCUGUGGAUGCCCGAGGUGUGGACUUGCAGCCACAACGUGAAGCCAAUCUAUAUGCCUACAUUUAUUUUGUGAUCUUCAUUGUGUGUGGUUCAUUCUUCACACUCAAUCUAUUCAUAGGAGUAAUCAUUGAUAAUUUCAAUAUGCUCAAGAAAAAGUAUGAAGGAGGAGUGUUGGAAAUGUUUCUCACCGAAUCGCAAAAGCAUUAUUACACCGCCAUGAAAAAGUUGGGACGAAAAAAACCACAGAAAGUCAUUAAGCGACCAAUAAAUCAUUUUUUAGCUAUGUUUUAUGAUUUAUCAAAUUCCAGAAGAUUUGAAAUUGCCAUAUUUGUGUUGAUUUUUUUAAACAUGUUAACUAUGGGCAUUGAGCACUACAAUCAGCCGCAUGCGGUCUUUUUCAUACUCGAAGUCAGUAAUGCCUUUUUCACCACUGUCUUUGGCCUAGAGGCCAUUGUGAAAAUUGUUGGAUUACGUUAUCAUUAUUUUACCGUUCCUUGGAACGUUUUUGAUUUUCUUUUGGUGCUGGCCUCGAUCUUUGGCAUUUUGAUGGAAGACAUCAUGAUUGAUUUACCCAUUAGUCCCACUCUGCUGAGAGUGGUUAGAGUAUUUCGAAUUGGCCGUAUAUUGAGAUUGAUCAAAGCUGCCAAAGGCAUACGCAAGCUUUUGUUUGCAUUGGUAGUGUCCCUGCCAGCCCUAUUCAAUAUUGGAGCUUUAUUGGGUCUAAUCACAUUUAUAUACGCCAUAUUAGGCAUGUCGCUAUUCGGGCAUGUUAAGCUACAAGGUGCUCUAGAUGAUAUGGUGAACUUCCAGACAUUUGGCCGCAGCAUGCAAUUGUUGUUUCGUUUGAUGACCUCGGCGGGUUGGAAUGACGUGCUGGAGUCGCUAAUGAUACAGCCGCCGGAUUGCGAUGCGCACUUCAAUCGGCAGACGAAUGGUGAUUGUGGCCAUCCGCUAUUGGCCAUCACGUACUUUACGAGUUUCAUUAUAAUAAGCUACAUGAUUGUCAUAAAUAUGUACAUUGCCAUCAUUUUGGAGAAUUUCAAUCAAGCCCAUCAGGAGGAAGAAAUUGGUAUAGUGGAGGAUGACUUGGAAAUGUUCUAUAUCAGAUGGUCUAAAUACGAUCCCCAUGCAACACAGUUUAUACACUUUGCACAACUUUCCGAUUUUAUUGCUUCUUUGGAUCCUCCAUUGGGUAUAUCCAAACCCAAUACCGUGGCACUGGUCUCUUUUAAUUUACCCAUCUCGAAGGGUAAUAAAAUCCACUGUUUAGAUAUUUUACAUGCUUUGGUCAAACAUGUUUUGGGUCAUGUUGAAGAAACGGAUAACUUUAAACAGUUGCAAGAACAAAUGGAUGUUAAAUUCAAGAAACAAUUCCCAACUCGCAAGGAAUUGGAAAUUGUUUCUUCAACACGGAUUUGGAAGAGACAAGAGAAGGCUGCCAAGACCAUACAGAAUGCCUGGAGGGAAUAUCAAAGAAGAAAGAAGGAGAAGGAGCGUUCCAAUUCCGGGGAUAGUGCGACACAAACCUCGAGUCCGGGAGGCUGGCAAGCCCGUCUAUCAUCGUUGAAUUUCUUUCAUUUGCAGGUUUCACGCCGUGGCACUCAGUGUUCCAGCCGAGCAUCAUCGCGUAAAUCUUCGCGGGCUUCAGAUGCUUCUGACAUAAGUGAGUUGGCGGGUCCUUGGCUAAAUCUGCCCCUCAUGCUGGUCUCUGGUGCCGAUGAUGUGGUUAAGGAUAUUAAACAACAAAGUGAUGAUAUGGGCAAGCGUGGUAGCAUAUUUGUGGAAGCGCCUAGAGCCAAUCGACGCCGAAGCUUUUAUAAUUUCUUUUUGCGCCAUCAGGAUGCUGUUGAUGAUAGUUUAACAUCACCAUCAGUGCAUAGAAAAAGCGUCUCGCCCACAACAGCCGCAAUCUCCUCCACCACCUCCCUCGCCACAACAUUAGCCGACAACACCACAAUCGCCUCUUUGGAUGCCAAAUCAAGCAACCUCCAACAAACGGUAGUCACGCCCACACGGAAACGUGCUACGAGUUUUAUACGUAAAAAACCACCCCUAGAAAGAGGUUUGUCAGCACAAAGCGCUUUAAGAGUUAACAAAAAUGCUUUUGUCUCUGAGGGACCAACACCCGAGGUGAUUGUGACCAAACCCUCACCGGAGCAAAGUUCGUUGCCUUUGGGUCUGAGACCGGAAAAUUCGACAUUGGUACAUGUUUUGGUGCAUCGUGAAAGUGAGGAAUACAAGGAGGAGGAAGAAGAAGGAGGAGUGCAAGCGUCACCAUCGAUGGAGAAACCCAAACCACCACAAAUACGCAUAAGCCCCGGCUCCGAUGAAGUUGGUUUAGAUCUUAUGCCACCUUCGAUAGUCCAAAUAAUGAUCGAAUCUCCCAAAGAACCACCACGAGGUGAUUUCUCAACAGAUUUUGAAAUGGCACAAACAACGAUAACGCCUAUGAGCGGCAAUGGGGCCAUUGUGGAGCCCAUCGAUGUUAAUGUUCAGGGUGAUACAUCGAAAGUGUUCUACGACUAUGAUCCCGACGAGGCCAAUGAAAUUGUAAUCUUGGAAACAUUGGCCGAAGAAUCUCCCAAAUCUGAAGAUAUACCAAUGACAGCACUGCCAGAUAUUCCAGUGCCAAUGACAUUACCAAGAGACCUGGGUAUGGGAAGUACGGAAGCAAUGAUGACCACAGCCACUACUACCACCAGCAGCAACAGCGGAGCAAGUGCAGCGACACCAACGACAUUGCCAUAUACCACCACCACUACCACCAAAGACAAGGGGGAGGAACAAGAGCAGGAGACGCCUGUAACACCACCACAGCCCCAUCCGUUUGAUGUGCCCUCGGGCCAUAUACCCACAUCGACUUCCUCAUCAUCGACCUCAUCCAACGAAGAUAGCGAUAAGAACAGAUGACAUUCACCUCGCACAGCGACAGUGCCCAAGAGCAUCAGUUCGAGCUCGAGCACCAGUUGCUGUAGUUCCGGCCAUCAGACAACAACCUAUAGUUCUUCGAGCAUGGACCACCAUGAUGGUGACGAUGACGGCGACAACGAUCGCCGGAAAAAAGGUGAUGGUCCACAGCAAUACAGUUGACAACCACGUAUCUGAGUAAAGCCAUAUCAACGUUGUUGCAAGGGCAGCAAUCAUGGUGAUGAUGGUGAUGAUAACCAAGCUGGAAGCGCUCAAGCCGACCGCAACAUCACUUAUCUCCAUAUGGAUAUCGUGUUGAAAUUGUUGUUAAGGUUUUUCUGUUAAUUGCUCCUUCCUCACUCUCUCUCUCUCUCUAAGAGCUUUAGACUAUGGACUAUGAGGAUCUUCUGAUAGACGCUGCACGGCUUCAAAGCACGAAUGUUUGAUGGUGUGAAAUGUUUAAAAAAAACCCCUAACAUUUAAAUCCCUAAAGUUGGAAAAAGCAAUCAAUUUUUAUUAAGAAACAAAAAACAAAAACGAAACCAACAUAUACUCCAAGUUAAACGAAUGAAUGAAUAACUUCUAAAUAUUUUAACUUAGCAUGGAAAAAGAAUGUUAACAUUACACAAAAGAAACAAACAACAAGAACAACAAUAUCAUAAAACACAUAGAAGAUUUCCCCCCCUUCCAUACCUAAUAGCCCCACCCUAUGACGAAAAUUUUACCUAAAUUAACGAUUCUAGUUCAAGUUUCAAAGAAAUGUCUUUCGUAUUCCUCCAAAAUCAAAAUCCUUCGAAAAUGAAGAAAAAAAUUAUGAAUUUCCAUAGCAAAAAAUUGAGAAAAAACAAACAUCAAAUAGUUGUUAUUAAAAGAAUUUGUGCGUGUCUAUAUGAAUGUCUGUAAAGGAUUAUUUAUUUUCUUAACAACCAAAAAAACUAUAUACAUACAUAGAUGAACUCUCCUUAUAUGAAUGAUAUUUAUAUACCAUAUUAUGUAGUUUAAUUUAAUUACUGUAGCUAAUUUCAAGAAGAAAAAAAAAAUAGAAAAACAUUGUUAAAGUUUGUAAAAAUUCCCAAAAAAAGAAAAGUUAUAAAGGAAUGGUUGAAGGCACUGCCAAAAACAAAAAAAUACUAAAAACAUCAGACACAGUGAUAGUUUGGUAGGAGUAGUGAUGAUUAUUUAAAAAUACUUUUUUAAAGGUCUUUC